This is a messenger RNA of Halichondria panicea, 2575 nucleotides long. RefSeq names its product F-box and leucine-rich repeat protein 13-like. The transcript has 21 exons. Lineage: Eukaryota; Metazoa; Porifera; Demospongiae; Suberitida; Halichondriidae. Gene Ontology annotation, biological process: SCF-dependent proteasomal ubiquitin-dependent protein catabolic process. Gene Ontology annotation, molecular function: protein binding. The record is from RefSeq and is a predicted model, not a curated record. Gene Ontology annotation, cellular component: SCF ubiquitin ligase complex. Bases 4 to 2496 code for a protein of 830 amino acids.
GACAUGUCCCAAUUUGUUGCCAUGUUAACACGACCUCAGGUACAAGGUGGUGAGAUCUCGAGAAGCAACAUCAAAGCAAAGGAUCAAAGCCAACGCUUUUGCACAAACACAUUGAAGGAGAUGGAGCACCAAGUAUCCUUUGAGUGCUACAAUCCAGAAGUAAAGCAAUACCUUCUUGCUCACAACUAUCCUAGUCUCAUUGAGGCUCUCCUCACUGGGCUGACUGUGAUGAUGCCUCGUGAUCCAUGGGAGUUUGUUCAAAGCAGACUCAAUGAGCUCCAAGAGCAAGGUGGACAAUUGUACAUUGAAUGGGACAUGUUUGUGGAGGAGGGUUUGAGGCCCAAGCUUUGGAGGAGAGGAAUGUUAGACUCUCUUCUUGAUGACACAGAUUUGCCUACUGAAGAGCUCCUGAUAGCAGCAUUCCAGUUCAGAAGAAAGCAUACUCUCGGAGUAUAUUUUAGAGCAUGGAUGAAGUUUAAUCUUGAUGAACAGCAAGAAACAGCUGCCUACAAUACCCGACUGAAAAGAGCAAAGCAGACAUACGUGACAAAAAUCACUGGAAUCAUCUUUAAGACUUGGAAAAACUACACCGAUUCAAAGUCUGCGUCGGUGGAGACUGGGUAUCAGAAGAUUCUCCAAGUGGGGAACAGGCACAUGAAGAAGAUACUGUUUAAUGCCUGGCUGGAGGACUACAAGGAGACACGACAGGCCAAGCGUUGGUUCAAGAGGAACAAAGCUGGCAGAGGGGGUGAUGAGAGUGGGGAUGAAGAUGGAGAGUGGUAUUGGCCAGAACGGGAGGACCUUAUCUCUUUACUACCCAAAGAUGUGUCUAUCAAAAUCUUCAGUCUGGUUGGUAUUCGUAGUCUCUGUCGAUGUGCUCAAGUGUGUAGAUCAUGGAAGGAGAUUAGUGAGGAUAAGGAGUUGUGGAACAAGGUGGAUUUCAGCAUUUUCAAGACAUUUGUUCGUGAUGGUGUGGUGAUGAGGUUGUUCCACAAGUACAGACCUCUGCUGGGGCAUCUCAAUCUACAAGGAUGCCACAGAUUAACACCAGAAAGCUUGAAACACAUAGGUCAGUGCCAAAAUCUGCAAGAUCUCAAUCUCUCUGAAUGUGAAAAACUAAAUGAUGAAGCUAUGCAACACAUUGCCAAAGGGUGCUCUGCAUUGCUCUACCUCAACCUCUCCUACUGCAAUGUCACAGACUCAAUUAUCAGGAUAUUGACAAAAUACUGUGGGAGUCUCCAUUACCUCAGUUUAGCGUACUCCACUCAGUUCACCAGUAAAGGUCUCCAGUCUAUUACAACCGGAAAGGGAUGUCGUAGGCUAGUGUACCUUGACCUCUCUGGCUGUACCCAUCUCUCGGCUGAAGGAAUGCAUUCCAUAGGAAAGGGCUGUCCUAUUCUCAACACACUGAUUCUUGAUGACAUUCCUGACUUCACUGAUGCAAUGAUAAUCAAGCUAGUUGCUCACUGUCACACGCUGAGACAUAUCUCAUUCAUGGGCGGAGGCUCUCUCACUGACAAAGCAUUCAAGUAUCUUGCCAUGGAAAACAAAAAACUGAAAACCAUAAAAAUUGAGAACAACACUAGCUUGACAGAUGUUGCUGUGCGAUCAUUUGCCAAAGGCUGUCGUGACCUCUCCCAUCUCUGUCUGGCUGGUUGCUCCAGAAUCUCUGAUCAGGGGCUUAGAGCUUUGAGCUCACUACGCAAAUUGCAAGUUUUGAACAUUGCUGAUUGUACCAGGGUAUCUGAUGCUGGUAUCAGACAUGUGAUAGAAAACGCUCCCGGGAGCAUCCUCAGGGAGUUUAACAUCACCAAUCUCAUUAAAAUAAGUGAUGUAACACUUCUGAGAAUGUCUCAGAGUUGCAAGGCCCUCACUUACGUGUGUUUCUGCUACUGUGAGCACAUAUCAGAUACAGGAGUUGAGUUGCUAGGACACAUGCCUUGGCUGACCUCACUAGAUGUGUCUGGUUGCAACAUCAGUGAUCAGGGUGUUGCAGGUCUUAGGUUCAAUCCUCAGUUCAAACACUUGGCCCUGGCUGAGCUCAUGGAUGUCACUGAUGAUGGACUACAGAAAAUGUGCUCAACAUUAUCUAGAUUGGAGACACUGGAUUUAAGUGAUUGUGAGAACAUAACUAAUGAAGGUCUUCAAACAGUUGCUUACAAGUGCCGUUCCCUAAAGACAUUGUACAUAGCAAACUGCCCUAAGAUUGAUGAUGAGGGAAUCAGGUUCUUGACUCAAGGAUGUUCCUAUCUAUUGAGGCUUGAUAUGUCUGGAUGCAAUGUAACGGACAGAGCUUUGAGACACCUAAAGAAAGGAUGUACCAACCUGGCAAAACUGGAUGUUCUGAGCUGCGUUAAUGUGACCAGAGAUGCUGUACAGAGGUAUCAGUCGAAAGGAGUGGAAGUAAACUACAACACAGACAGACCCAAGCACCUUCAACAAUCCAUUCAAGAUAUUCAUAAACUACCAGUCGAACCUCUCUUAGACAGAAUAUAGUUUUAUUUUUUAUUUUUUGAUGGAGUAAUUAAUUUUUGUAAUAAUAAUAAUGUCCAGGAUCCCUGUCAAUUAACACCAA